Bombus pascuorum is the source of this 4672-nucleotide messenger RNA. RefSeq lists its product as uncharacterized. Lineage: Eukaryota; Metazoa; Arthropoda; Insecta; Hymenoptera; Apidae. The record is from RefSeq and is a predicted model, not a curated record. The coding region runs from base 795 to 3002 and encodes 735 amino acids. The transcript is spliced from 8 exons.
GCCAGUCAGUCCCGGUCCGGGCUUCUUCGCGGCAAUAUUGCUCGCUCGACAGCUGGUAUCGUAUAGACGCGCCCGUUCUUUACAUACCACGUUUAACGACAGCUCAAACAAUUUCACUUGUCAUUCAUGCGUGUCAAUGGUCAGUCGUCGAUCACGAGACAAAGAUCGGCGAUUUAAUUGGAAAUUUAAUUUAACGGUCGGUGCCCAUAUUGCAGCGAAAAUCUGAUGGUCCAGUGAAAUUUUAAAGGUACCCCAAACAGUGAAAGUUUCCAAUCGAUUGAUAUACACGAAACAAAUACGGUGACUGUUUUGGAUAGUUUGUUUUUUUGGAAAAAUGUUCCGCAGUGUUCGUACUCCGUGCUGACAUCAAGAGCCGACAAUAGGUGUGCAUAAACCGAUUUGGUCGCGUUUUGGCGGGAAUUAUUCUUUCAAAAAAUUAUUACUCUCUUCCUCUUUUUUACAAUUCUUUAAAUUGGACACUCGAGUAUUUUUGUUCUAGUGUAAAGUUUUAUCAGAGAAAGUGUGACAGAGAGAAGUAUCAUUUCCUGGAUUAGAAGUGAUCAUCGAGCUGUAAAUACUUUGUACGAUCUUUGAUAUAAUCGUAACACGCGUUACUUGGACCAGAACAGUGGAGGCUGAGGAUGCCUGAGGCAGAAACAAAAACGUAGAAAUCGCGUCGCACCGGCCACGAGGAUCCGAUUGAUCGAGAUCGCGCGCAUCCGCAGGCUCUGAAUAGCGAUGCGGUUGCAUUCCACGGCAACGAUAGUUCCGCAUAAUCACUGACACUCUGCAAGAUGCGAAGCGAGGUAGGAGAAUGGCUGCCCACCUGUGUAGGUUCUCCGAUAUGCAUCCUGCUGUUAUCUUGGUCGCUUCUGAUUUAUCAGAACCAGCCAUCCUCGGCGAAACGGAAGAUCGACGUGUUCACGGUAGCCAUUCUCUCGCAGAGUUUGGUUCACCAGCUUGGAUUGCUGUUGUAUGCCAUUCUUACUCUCAUUCGGCCAACUAAUCACUUUGGAGAAUUCUGCUCGACCCUAGUCUGGGUGCUAAACUCGUCUAGCAUCCUUCAAGAACUGACACUGACCUCAAUCGCAAUUUUCACCGCGAUAAGCAUGGGCGACGAAGCAUUAAAUCUUACGAAAAAUCAUCUUAAGUAUCAUCUGGUCAGUUUAAGCGUGAUCAGCGCUUGCGUUGGUGUCACUGGAGUCCUCAACUUCGAACCAGAUCUCUGCGUCUUCCUAGCGCAGGAGAUCUCUCUGAAAUAUGGAAUUUUCAUGAAUUCACUACGGUGUCUGUUGGCAAUGACGACUGUGGUCAGCCUGCUGAUGGCUUUGGUCAGGAACAUCUGUCGUACACCGAAAGCCGAGUUGCUGAAAUCAGUGUCGGAUCUAUCGGAAACGAGUUCGAAGAAUUCUUCAGGAGCCUUCGAAUGCCAUCCUCAACAUUGGGAUCCUUCGAGUGGAUCGUGCACCAGUGGAUCCACUAACAGCAGAGCUUGUUUACGAAAGAAGAGAGUCCAGAUAGACGAAGCUAGCGGAAGAUCAACGAUUUACAGCAUUCUCUUCGUUUGCUAUGUCUUUCAAUAUCUUCCAGUUUUGGUCAUAUCUAUCAAGCCAGGUCUGCUAAGGGAUUUCUGCACAACCCAGAAUCUGGCGACUUGGUUGCCUCUGGUAAAGGACACCCUGCUGCCGGUGUUUCUGGCGCUGUUCGACAAAAUGUUCUGUCGCUACGUGGCGAAGGUCUACACGAAACAGGAUCACGCGAGGAGAUUAUCUCACGGCGGCAUUGAUGGGAAGUUUCGUCACUUCGAGCAGGACGCCGAGUAUAAGCUGCAGUUGAACCUGAACCACGGACUCAAGUUCCCCUUGACUAACGGAAGCCUCUACGGCCGGUUGCACAAUCAUCAGAACAGAGGCAAAACUGGUACGAUAACGAUGGGGAUACAGCACUACCCAAGAAUACAAUCUCUCAACGAGGACAAUAAUUACGCUUCUCUCCCCGCAGAACUCUCUUCCUACGCCAGCUCGACCUUCGAGCCACGCCAAGAAGCAAACGUUGUGGAAACAACGAGAAAGAGCACCGUGGACCAACAGAACAAACGUCCAAGACCAAAUGAGAUUUUCCAGGAGCUACCCGGCAGUCGUCGAAAAAUUGGUAGUACCGACGUCUUCGGUCAGAAUAUGGAAAACCUAGUCCAGCUGGAUGAUCCUUGCAGCAAAAGGAAGUUUACGAAGAGUCUAGAUGAGAUUCGAGAAGAACCUCCGAGAAGGCACGCAAGGAGCGCACUUGGCUUGGAAAAUUUGAUCAUUGGCUUAGAUAACAAUCUGCAGGAAGAGCCACGUUGCCCUAGAAUCGCUCUGAGGAGAAAUCAGAGCUUCGAUCAUGCUAAAUGCCAAUCGUACCAUCGAUCAGCGCUGGACUCGAGGACGUACGACUUAAGGAAGCAAGAUCAGAAGAAAGAACAGCAGAAUAUUCAGAGAGAGGAGACUCAGGAGGAAGGCGAUGGUUAUGAGACUUCCGAUGAUGAGAGCUGCGAUUUGGAGAAUGGAGAUUUCGAUACCAUGAGCUCUUGCAGGAGUCGAAGCAGAAGCUGUUGCUCCGUUACCACCGUGGCCAACGACGAUUUCGAAUACUUUCAACGUAAGGGAACUAAGGUGGAGCUGCUGCCCUCGAAGAGAGCCAGCGAGGUAAAGGUCAACAUGCGAUCUUUCACGCCGAGGAUCAUCGAGAACGGGACGGAAGAGAGGAGGAACAACCUGAUAGACACGAAGCCGAGCAUACAGUCGUAUCAUUUGAAGAAAACGAGAAUAGGGCCCGGCUACUCGAUGAACGAUCUCGACAAGCUCACAGUCGAUCGGAGGAUGCCGAAUCUUUCGAUCGAGAGCUUGAAGAGCACUCUAAAAAAUUCGGACGUCAGCUACCUGGACAAUGGGGACAUCUGCAGGCACGACAUUGGCGGAUCUGCACCUGACUUCAAGAAAAUCUUCGUUACUGAAUUUAUAUGAAAAUUCUGAAGGACAGAAUUUGUGGAAAUUUCUUUGAAGAGAACGAUCUGCGUUUUAGUGCACUCUAAUUUUUUGACCUAUUUUUCAUCUUUUUCCUUUUUUGUUUGUUUCUUUUCUUGAUAGAAUUUGACCAGUAAAAUUAAAAAGGAUACCAAUUUUAAAUUUAGGGUGGCAUCUUUAGCCUAAAUUUAGGACUGAUUACAUCAUAAUCAGGGUAGUCUAAUUGUUACGCUUGAAACUAACUUCUUCAGGUCUACUAUACAAACACGCUAUCGAAACAUACAGAAGUUAAUGGAAAGUUUACAGUGCCCCGAGGUGAAGUCAAUGAUUAAAAGCAAUGAUAGCAUGAUAGCCAAUGAUCUUAGUAAAGUAGGUUGGAGAAGAUCUUGGAUGAAUUAACAAUAGAGUGAAAGACGAGGAUAAGGAGGAUUGUACAAAGUGUUCAUUGUAAUAUAAGCCAAUAUUAUAAUUAAUUUCUUUUAAGAAGCUAAGGUAUAUCUUGUACAAAACAAUGGCGAGUCAUUUCUGAAGAAAAGCGUAAGACUUUGGCACGAGAGGAAUGGAAAGACUGUACAAAGUAUUCUUUCACAAAGAGACGUGUUCUUCUUUUAGAAAAAUUAGGACUGAUCUUGCAUUAGAAAUCUUAUAUAUAGAAUCGAUUUUGUAAAAUGUACAGAAUUUUUCUUUAUACAAGAAGAUCGUUAAGGCUGUAGAAAAAUUUGCUCUUUUACGAAAGCGAGGGUCGUGCCUAAGUAGAAAUCGCGAGGUAAUCUCCCGCAGUUCCUCUAAGCCUAAGAUCUAGAAAAUUAUAUAACAACCACACGGAAGUAGCCGGAUUGGAAAGUUUGCAAGAAUGUAGUCAGCGCGGUUAAAGAAGAUAAUUAAUCCAAUUGUGAGUUUCUUGUUUUCUCGUUCGAUAAUUAUUGGCUUUUCAAGGUUCGAAUAAAUACAGUCAGGACGCGGAAGGACGCAUUUAAAUCUUUCCAGCAGCUAAUUACCGAUAUUUGAACGAGGAUAGAUCGAAGUUCGAUUUAAAGAUCGUAUGAGAGCGUGUGCGCUAUAUAGAGAUACAAAUGGAAAGGAAAAUUAAUUAAAUCGUGAGUUUCCCAUUUUCUGUUCGAUAACUAUCGAUUUUCCAAAGCUUAAUAUAAACAGGGUGCAAGAAGAUUCCUUUAUACCUUCGCAGGUUUUCUUGUAAUUGCCUGAAUGAUAUUUCAAACGAUGAUAGAUUAAAACUCGAUUAAAAAAUCGUAUGAAAGCAUGUACGCGAUACGGGGAAACAAAUGGAAAGGAAAAUUCGAAAAAACUGAUUUGAAACGGUGAUUCUGCGUUUUAAUAGAACGAUACAUUGCGGUGCGUCAUCUGUCCAUAAAUCACGACCGGCCGACGUAAUAACUUAUGGGUCUGGAAUCGAAAUUGCAACGAGGCUGAGUUACGAUCCGUAUAGAUACGAGACGAUGUCUAAACAGGAAUGGUGUAAAAUAUGUGUAAAAUAUGUGCUCCCGUUGUUCCCACAAUCCCGUAUCGGCCAUUUACGUAACACGAGAUGUUUUUGAAAACAACAUGUUCAACGCCUUCGAUUAUUGUAUAAAGAUCGUUUUGUAUAUAUCUUGUACAUUUUGUACGGUAUUAUUUAAUUCAUUAAAUAUACAUAUAUGUGUACGUGGCAA